GAUUCAAUCUGAUGAAAAGUGAUUACAAAGUGACAAACUUUUGGUGUCCUUCAGAAACAAAUAACCUGAAAACGAAAAAAGGAGAAGUGGAUGGAACGUCAAUAAUAAAGUUCAUUAUAAAUAAUAUACAACAUUAAAAAAUACUUUGAUAAAAUAUUUGUAAUCUAAACUUGUUUUACGUAAUUUAUCCACUCAAAUUAAGUGUAACAAAUAGUGCAAGUGUGUGAUGACUCAUUGAAAGAAAUGAAAAAAGUGGACGAAAAGCAAAAAAAAACAAACCUUACCAAUAUCUGAUUAAAUUAAGUUAUGUGCCUUAUUAAGGGAUCUUAAGAAAGAAUAAUACACAUCAAAAUGGAUGACAGAAGAGUUGCAGAUUAUUUUGUAGUCGCUGGAUUACCUGAAAAUCCAGAAUCUUUGGAUGAGACAACCUUAUCUGAAGGAGGCAAUUUAAAAGCAAGCCAUGGACAACCCCCUAUUACAGAUAUUAGUGUUAUUUUUCCUAGCUUAGGAGAGACUAAACCUGAUGAUUAUGAGGUUAUUACGAAAACACCAACAGGUCUAAGUGCAGAUUUGAAUCAUGGUAGCUUAAGAACUAUUGAGUGCUUUUUGUGCAUAAGAAGAGGCCGGGACAAACCUCCCUUAGUUGAUAUAGGAGUAAUGUACGAAGGUAAAGAAUUGCUAAUGGAAGAUGCAGAAGUAGUUAAAAAGAGUGUAGGAGGCAAUAUUGCAAACGUAAACAACUCAACUUCUCAGACAUUUAUUACAUACAGAAGAGGACCAAAAUCAAUGCCUUGUAAUGCAUUGGUUGUAACUGAUGUUUGUGUGGUAAUAGCUAGUAAAGGAGAAUCACCGCCCCAUGCUUUUUGUUGCAUAAAUAAAAAUCUCAACAAAGGUAUUGUUGGCAGCGACGUUUUUUUAUGCUAUAAAAAGUCCAUGAAUAGAGCUACACUGUUAACUUAUAAACCAGAGGUUUUAUCAAGAUAUCCUAUAGUAGAUCUUCAGGAUUUUCCGUUUCCAAGUUCUGUGCAUUUAUUUUGUUUACCAAUGGGUGCAACUCUCGAAUUGUGGCCUAAAGAAGCUACACAACCAAAACCAGUUUUCAGUACCUUCGUAUUAACCGUAUCAGAUGCUAAACACAAAGUGUAUGGUUCAGCUGUUACUUUCUAUGAAAGAUUCCCAGAAAAUAAACUCACUCAGCAACAAAAAGAAUUACUAAAUUAUACAGAGGACUAUGAUGGACUAAUACAAGUUAAUAAAAGUAUAUGCGUGUUAUCACACUGGCCUUUUUCUGAAGAUUUUGAAGUUUGGCUUAGAUGGUUACAUGGCAUUGGCACCAGUGGUGAACCUCAAGCCAUACCCGUGGAAAGAUACAUCACACAACUUUUAGAUGAAGUUCCAUUUCCAUCACCGAGAAUAUUGCUUCAAAUGUCUCCCCAAAACAACAAAGAUAGAGUGAUAUUAACACAGCCUGAGGAUUUACCUUUACCAAGAAGUGCCGCAAGCUUCAAACAAUUAUUGAUAAACUUGGGGCCAGAAAAUUGUUUACAAGUUUUAUUAUUGAUGUUAACGGAACAGAAAGUAUUGAUACAUUCUCUAAGACCAGAUACUUUGACCAGUGUGGCGGAAGCUGUCUCAACUAUGUUUUUUCCUUUUAAAUGGCAAUGUCCAUAUAUUCCUUUGUGUCCACUUGGAUUAGUCGAAGUUCUGCAUGCCCCUUUGCCUUUCCUUAUAGGAGUAGAUUCGCGGUUUUUCGAUUUAUAUGACCCUCCACCUGACGUAAGCUGUAUAGAUUUGGACACAAACAUCAUAACCGUUGCAGAAACUCAAAGACAAAAUUUAAAUAUCAAAUUACUUCCGAAGAAGGCUUCUAAAAUUUUAAAAUCUACUUUGGACUAUCUACAUUACCAAUUGAGAAAUAAUGCUGCUAAUAACACAUCUGACAUUAAUAAUCCAGAUGAUAUAGAAUUAGAGUUUCAAAGAAGAAAAAAGCAACAAGCACAAGAACUCGAAAUACAAGAAGCUUUUCUCAAGUUUAUGGUUUUAUCAUUGAAAGGUUAUAGAUCAUAUCUUCUGCCCAUUACCAAAGCUCCAACUGUUGGUACAACUGAUCCUGAAGCUCUGUUUCAAUUGAGCGAUUUUCUAAAAAGUAGGGAUAAGACCAAUCACAGGUUUUUCAAUUUAGUCAUGAAAACUCAAAUGUUUAUUAGGUUUAUUGAAGAGAGAAGUUUUGUAGCAGAUGGUGAUCAAGGCUUGGCAUUUUUUGAUGAUUGCAUAGAAAAAAUCGGCCACGAAGAAAAUAAUAGUCGGUUAAUAGAAUAUGAUUCAGUGCAUAAAAGUGAUAGGACUGUUUUUGUUUUACCACCAGAACCUACUGUACCCGGCACUGAAAUCUAUAAGUAUACUCACUUCAACUUGAAAGCGGAAUUAUUAAUCGGACUUGGAAAAAAGAAGAAUCCAUUAUCAUCUUUGUUUCAAACAAUAACUCCAGGCUCUCCCAUGGCUCGAAGAACAAAACAGGAAAUAAAAUUGGCUCAAAAAUUAGCUAGGAAGUGUGUAAGGUCUCCAGAUUUAUGGGCGGCUUGUCUCUGUGGUACAUGCCACACUCUCUAUUUCAUGAUACUGCCCAGUAUGUUACAUUUGAAUGUCGGAAAAGAAAAAGCUAUUUUACAACAAUCUUAUGAGCUCCUCGUUAGAGCGACCAAGUUGAGAUUUGCCUGUGAUGAAGUUUGUUAUCGACUUAUGAUGCAAUUAUGCGGAGAACAUUCCAGACCUUUGUUGGCUGUUAAGUUAUUAGUUUUAAUGAAAAAGUUUGGGAUACAACCCAAUGCUCUAACAUACGGAUUGUAUAAUCGUUGCGUUUUGGAAGCAGAAUGGCCAGCUCAUUCUAGUUCUAGCCAGUUAUUAUGGAAUAAGUUGAGAAAUGUUGUUAUGGGAGCAGCUCAUUUCAGGUGGGCUGGAAGAAAGAAAUCUUCAAGGAAUAUGUCUGCAUCUACCGAAGGAGCAAAUAGUUUGUUGGAUCAGGCCGAUCGAACUAUCUCUCGAUCAUCUCUGGAUUCCCACGAAGCUAUUAAAGAAGACCAUCCACCCCCACUGAAAAGAGGUACCAGUAUCAUUAAGGGUAGUUUGAAUGGUCUCGAGGAAGUAGACGCUUUGGAAACGAUAAAUGGUGAUGAAGAGGAAGAAAAUAAUUUAACAUUAGUUGAAAACCAGAAUUUCGAAGAAGGUGAUCUAGAGUGUACAGAGGUGGAACAUAGGGAAAAUAAUAUUCCUACACCAGAUAGUCCGUCCGAACACAGAUUAUUGUCGAGGUCUGAAAGUGCUGCAGAUGCCAAUUUGAUCGAUCAGGUACAGAUUAAUAACAAGAAGAGUUGUUCGAAAGUCUUGCAGUUUAAUAAUGGAACUGAUGAAAAAGAAGAACCAGAGGAAAGAGAAAAUGGAAAAACCAGCCCUGGAAAAGUUUGCCGAGAAGUUAUUACAGAGAACGAUCCCUUGGGUGCCUUUACCUUGCCUCCUGAAGAAAUCACAGUAACUCAACCGUCCCAGACAACAGAAUCGCAAAUUCGCAAUUCCAACCUUUCAGUUGAACCCGUCCUUUUCAGAUCGUCUGUUCAACGAUCGGCUACUUUCGAAGGAAGUCCACCAUCUCAAAAUAAGUUACACAGAUCUGAGACUGUACCAGCGGCAACUGUCGCUUCGAGUUUGGCUAGUUUUGGAUCUAGCUUAAAACUUGGAUUCAGCCGCUAUUCACCGUCACGCCUUUCCCUGCGCAAAGCUGAUUUGAAAAUGUCCCAACACUUCAUUGAGAAUGCCAUCAAUAAUUUCAGUCCAAGUAGUUUAACUAGUAAAAAAUCCAACGAAUUAAUACAAGGUGGUCUCAGUUCAAUCAAAUCAGCUGCUACGACUAUGGUUAAGAAAAUGGAGGAGAUCAAAGAAGCGAUUUCAACGUCUACUAAUUCUACACCUGUUAAAGUUUUGACUAGUGACGGUUUGGGCGGUAGAGAUGCCGUAGAAAGCGGAGAAGGGGAUUCUAAUGAUGGUAGUGAUUACGGGGACAGACAUAGAAAAAUAUCGACUGAAAUGAACAGUUAUAGGGGUAGUGUUACAAAUUUGAAAGAAUAUGAUGAAGGUUUACCGGAUAGUUUGUUUCCAGUACCGAAAGAAGAUAAUUCGGAAUGUGAAGUAGACAUAUCUUUAACGACAUGUUCGCAGUGUCACAAUUGUUCCUGUCUCUUAUACGACGAAGAAAUUAUGGCCAACUGGUCAUCAGAAGACUCAAAUUUGAACACUCUUUGUCAAAAUUGUAAUAAACCCACUGUACCUUUUUUGACAGUGUCAAUUACGGGUCCUGACAUUGAACCUUGUGAUCCGUUCAGCAUACCUUACUUAAAUCCGCUCGUUUUAAGAAAAGAACUGGAAAACAUUAUAACGCAAGAAGGGGAUUUAUGUUUGUCUGAUUCAAGAUUUGUUGAUGAACAUCCCAUCAUUUAUUGGAAUCUUAUUUGGGUGUUUGAAAGGAUCAAUGUUCAAACGCAUCUGCCCAAUUUGUUUUUAAGGAAUAAGGCGUGUUCUAACAGGGGUAGCAGCAGUAAAUUGAACACAGAUAAUUGUGAUAGGUUAGGAAAUGGAGGAACCACUUCUAUGGAGCCAGUUGAAGAAGGAACAGAUCCGUUGACUCAAGAACUUACUGCUUUGGCUGAGCCAAAGGAAAGAGAAUCACAAAUGGCAGCACAAGUUCGUUUGAGAUGUUUUUGGGAUGAGCCAGGAUUGCAUACCGAGGGUCCUCCCAUGUAUAUCCUGUGGAAAAUGAGGGAUACUUUGCAAUUUAAUUCUAAUGGAAAAAGUUUGAUAACGAAGACAUUUAUGCAACAAGUUAUAAAUUUCAUUCGUGUGAGCGAUUUAGCAGAGCCAGUAAGGACGUUAUCCAAAGAUAGGAAAGACGAAGUGAAUCCUAAGUGCAACUCAAUUUACAGAGACAUUCUAUUUUUGGCUUGCAAAGUAUUAGGAAGAGAUCAAAUAGAUAUCAAUACUUUCGAUAAAGAAUAUGCUGCUGCCUAUUCGCGAGCGACUGAACGACAAAAUAAACUCUAUUCACAGGAUAAACCUAUCAGUUUAUCAGCUCUUUAUUGCAGACAAUAUUUCCGACCUCUAACGUUGCCUUGAAAUCUUUUGUAAAGAAUAUUCUGUUAGAAAAGUUAAGUUUUAGUUUGUUAUUAUUCCAAUUGAGAAGAUUCUGUAGCAGAAAAUAACCAAAACCGAAAACAAUCAUUUGUUUUUUGAUAAUUUGACUGAAAUUUUACUGCAGAUAGAAGGGUAUGGGAAUAUAAAGUGAGGGACACAUCUUACAAUUUUUACUGCUGAACAAAAAUCCGUUUCUUGAAAUUAUGUGCAAUAUUUUAUUAUCGAUAAAGUUUUUUGUUGAAUAUUUUCAUGUUGUAUGAUUACAUAUUUGAUUUUAAAUCUCUAAACCUGUACAGUUAUAAAGCAUGUCCUCAAUUGUUUUUAUUCUCUUCACCGUUUUGUUUGUCAGAUGAAUGUUUCAGUACCUAUCGGACUCAUUUCUUCCACUAUUCUGUCUUUUGGUAUCUUCCUCAAUUUCUCCAAAGUUUUUACUCUUUUUGUCCCAUUUAUUUAGAUCUUCUUUGGUCUCCUUUUUUUAUUAAUUCCGUUAUUUUGUUUUGUUGAUAUUUAACAAUGUGUCCUUACCAAUUCAGCUGUCUCAUUUAUUUUCUCUAUUAUUGCUUCUUGUUCUGUUACUUUCCUAAUGUUUUUGCUGUUGUCUCAUUUAGUUUUUCAUGCUUCCUCCAUUGUUAAAAUUUAAUUUAAUAUUUUAUUUAUGAUGUAUUAUUUCUUUAAGGUUAACAGUAUUUACAUUAGGCAUCUAGCGGUGUAAAAUAAAAUUGUUAAUUUCUCUAUUGUCUUUAUUUCCCUUACACAUUCCUAUUGUCUUUAUACCUCUACCAACCGAUAGUUGUGGUAAAUAUUGUCGAGGGGAUACAAAGUGUCGUAAACUUUUGGUAGAAGAGGCUCAAUCUUAGUGUUAAUGUUAAAAAAGUUUAUAUGGAAAGAAUUACUAGGUGAAUAGUUGAAACUUUUCCAUUUUUAUAUAUAAAACGACAAAAAAAUUAAAACAUAGUAUACAGAUUGAGAAAAGAACAAUGCCUUCUUGAUGCACUAAUACAGCAGAACUUCCACAAUCAAAACUUGUUAGUUUCUCUCAGUAAUAAACUAAAUUAAAAAUGAGGAAUAUAAAGCUGAAAACUUGGAUCAGGCAUAACUGUUUUAAGAGGAGGGUCAUUCAAAAAUUCAUUGACUCGCUGUCGAGAAAAAAUGGAUAAUUUUCUGACAAAGUUCCCUUUGAUUUUCAGCUUAUUGAGUGUUAGUAAGAAAAUCUCACUAAUGAAUGGUUAGACCUGCAUUUGGUUAGAUGCAAAUAAAACUGAAAGCAUUAAGUGUUGUAAAAUUAGGUGAGAAAAAAUGCAAGAAAAAUCUUUUAACAUUUUAUUAAUAAGAAAUAUUUUUAGCAAGAUAAGCCUAUUAACUAAUAAUUGCUACAUGUAGUUUUUUUCUUUAUAUGAAGGCAAAAAUAUCUAACAUUAGUAGAAUAUUAAGAAAAAGUUUUUAUAGAAAAAUUUGGAGAGUAACAUUUAAUACCGUAUCAAUUGCAUUGCUUAUAUCUUAUUUUUUUUUGUAUUAAAGUAUUAAAGAGGAUUUAUUGAUAAACACAUUUAAAUUUAGAUAUGCAUUAUUACAAAAAUGUCAACCGAAUACUAUACAAGGUGGCAUUGAUAAUAAUAAGUUGUAGGCUUGUAAAAUGUUAUAAUUUUGAAAUAUCUACUUUAAUGAACAAUUUUUGGUAUUUUCAACAGUAUAAAUGUAAUUUUUUGUCAUGAAGGGGCCCAUUACCACACAUGACAUUUUUUAUUUUUAUAUUAAUAUAUUUAGGUAGAAAAAAUGUUGUAAAUUCAUUUGAGACAUGAAAACGUGAUUUAAGUCACUAAAUAAAUAAAAUUUCUGUUAUAUAAAAAAAAUCUAAUAAAAUUAAAUAAAUUUGUGAAUCUUUUGACUCAAUUUUUAAAAAUGAUUCACUACAUGAAGCUCAUAUUUUGUCCAUUAAAUAAACCAUCAUUAAUUACAUAAUUCGACAUAAUUUGUUGAAGUUUUCACCACGCCUAAUUUGAGAAGGAAUUUCAAUAUACUUCAUCAAACUAUACAAAACUAACCGUAAAAAUCACAAUUUAUUUUAUAGAUUGUACUCGCAAAGUUUAGGAUGUGAGGAUAAAUUCGUAAAGGAAAACAAUGCACCACUAAGGAAGAUAGAAUUGAAACUACAAGUUCAAAGAUCUAAAUGGAAGGUGUGGAAGAGGACAGCAAAAGCCCAGAUUAAAUGCUACAGAUGUAUAAGUAAGACGGAGAAACGAAAUUAUGAUUAGUUGCAAAAAGUAACUAAUUUGAAAGGACGGCAUAGCAAAACGUCUGACAUCGAGAUUGACCUCUUGACUUCGACUAAAACGGUACCUCUACCAAAAAUUUUCGCUGAACAUAAUCAACUAAUAUGUCCCAAGGUUACGGCGCCGUUUUGAGAGGUCAAAAUAAUGAUAUAUCUGCAGUAGAAAUAUGAUAAUUACAAGGGGAAGGAAUAGAGAUCAAAGACAUACCAAAAUUACUAAGAGGAAAAAUGGGAAAAGGACUGGAUGGGUUGAAAAACACCUUCGGUUUCUUCAGAAACUUAAAGCUUCAUAAAUUCAUUCCACUAAAUUGUUGGCUUACAAUGAGUAUUAAAAAAAAUUCUCGAAAUUUGGGCACAUUAAUUUGUAUUUAAUAUAAUAUAAAUAUUAUUUUUGUAUUACAAAAAAAUAUGUUUUAUUGAUUUCUAGUUACUUUCGCUUCCAGAUCAAGUAGUUGGUGUAGAUGAGUCUCUGGGUUCCAAAGAAAUAAGCAUUCAUCAUUCAUUUGAUAAAAUUGAAAGAAUUUAGGGAAGCGAAGGAAUAAUUUUCAAUUAUUGAAUUCUUUCACAAAUAGCUAAUACACUACUAGCUUCCACGCUCAUACACUCGUGUAACUUCACGAAGAACUCAGUCUCUAGGAAUUCGCGCAUUUGGGGACAUACAUGACCAGGUGCUGUUGCAUAAUCAGGUAAUAAAAAUAGAGAAAAUAAGAUUAUGGAAGUUUUUCUCGACAAUAUACCUUCUAUUAACUCCCAAUCAGCUUGAGUAGUGUAGUGGACAGAGAUAUAGUAUCCCAUAACGUUUCAACUUUUAAGUUAAUUUUAUUUGGUACAUUAUAAAUUAUGUAUUAGCACAACUAAUGAUAUAAUGUUAUGUAUUAGCACAACUAAUGAUAUAAUGUUCUAUAUUUAUAACUAUCAUUAAUCAAAACUAAUCAAACUUGCCAAUGGUAAAGUUAAAUGUCUUUGUUCUCCAAAUAGAACAACUUUGUACUUUAUUGUUUGAAUUGAGCUACAUGCGGAAUGUCUCCAGGUAAGUUUCAUUGUAGCACUUGCUUGAAAUGGCUGGGCGAUCAGAAAUCCCGCCACUUAUGAAAUUUGACCAGUGAUAAGUUUUCUGAAUAUAAUAAACGUUAACGCAAAUAAAAUUCAACAAAUAAGCAGUGAAGUGUAUGGAAAAACGACUAUGAGCGAAUCAAAGGUGACAAUAUUGGUUCAAAUGCAAAAUGACUUUUACAAAGUUUCGGCUAUGAAGUUUUGACCAUUUUCCGUAUAGUUUCGAAAGAGAUUCUAGUGACUUUUAUUUGUUUCGUUAUAUGAAGUCUGUUUUUUUAGCUAAAAGAUCGUGGUACCUCAUGUUUCAAUGUAUUUAAUGUCUGCUGUAUUUACACUGAUUUUUUUUAAUUCAAAACGGAACGUACUUUACGAAAAUACUUCGUAAUAGUAGUGACAGUGAAUAGUGGAUAAUGAAUAAAUGUAGUGUGCAAGUACAAGAAAGGAAUGUAUUUAAUGGAAAUCGAAAAUAAGUGGUAAAUGUUUCUAAACCUGAAGAAAUUCUUUAAAGGCAAUAGAAAGUACCAUAAAAUGUGUCUAGAUUGGUAAUGGUUUGCU
Diorhabda sublineata is the source of this 9055-nucleotide messenger RNA. It is a transcript of the gene Crag, whose product is annotated as DENN domain-containing protein Crag. Gene Ontology annotation, molecular function: protein binding. The record is from RefSeq and is a predicted model, not a curated record. The transcript has 21 exons. Gene Ontology annotation, cellular component: cytoplasmic vesicle. Bases 352 to 5160 code for a protein of 1602 amino acids. Gene Ontology annotation, biological process: regulation of Rab protein signal transduction. Lineage: Eukaryota; Metazoa; Arthropoda; Insecta; Coleoptera; Chrysomelidae.